This is a messenger RNA of Aspergillus nidulans FGSC A4, 186 nucleotides long. RefSeq lists its product as uncharacterized. The coding region runs from base 1 to 186 and encodes 61 amino acids. The transcript is spliced from 3 exons. The record is from RefSeq and is a predicted model, not a curated record. NCBI's taxonomy places the organism in Eukaryota, Fungi, Ascomycota, Eurotiomycetes, Eurotiales, Aspergillaceae.
AUGCCCACCUCAAGACCGACGACCAUCGCUUGGAUCGCUAGGGUCACGGCCGAAGUCGGCCCAACGCCAGCUACAUACGCAAACCAGCACGCCAAAUGUCUAUUGGACCAGCCUUUACCUGGCAUCUGCUUGAUCCUGGCGAGCCGUGAUGGCCGCUGCCUGAGUAUUGCACAGUGCUACAGCUAA